Micropterus dolomieu (smallmouth bass) is the source of this 1935-nucleotide messenger RNA. RefSeq names its product mitochondrial folate transporter/carrier-like. The record is from RefSeq and is a predicted model, not a curated record. Gene Ontology annotation, cellular component: mitochondrion; mitochondrial membrane. Gene Ontology annotation, biological process: folate import into mitochondrion; nucleotide transport; mitochondrial transport. Bases 264 to 1241 code for a protein of 325 amino acids. Lineage: Eukaryota; Metazoa; Chordata; Actinopteri; Centrarchiformes; Centrarchidae. Gene Ontology annotation, molecular function: FAD transmembrane transporter activity; folic acid transmembrane transporter activity. The transcript is spliced from 7 exons.
UAGUAGCAAGGUCGAGCAGCGGCACUGCAGCUUGACGUUUUGGGUAAUGUUGCCACAGCCAUGGAGUGUCAACGCAUGUCAGAAACGUGGUUCAGCUGAUAAUGAAAAUGAGCACGUUUCAAGGAGUUACUGCCGUCUGUACACUAUGUUAAAAGUUUGCAGCAGUGUCAAUGCGGUGUCGCCUCAUUGAGUAAGAUUUUAGCUAUCGUAAACACAGUUAGCUGAGAGGAGCUAGCUAAGUGACGUUUAUAUUACCGGUAAACAUGAGUUCCGCUCCAAAUCAUGGCACCGUUAACGUUACAGAAACGGGGCUGUCCGGCAAACCCGCUGUCUCAGUAGCCGGACAUGUCCAGCAAGUCUUCAGCCAUGUGAAGAUAGAAAACCUGAUCGCGGGGCUCAGCGGAGGAGUGGUGUCAACACUGAUGCUUCACCCUCUGGAUCUGGUCAAAAUCAGGUUUGCAGUAAGUGAUGGAUUGGAAUUAAGACCAAAGUACAGUGGGAUAAUGCACUGUAUGAAGAGUGUCUGGCAGCAGGAGGGACUGAGAGGACUCUACCAAGGAGUGACACCCAAUGUUUGGGGUGCUGGAGCAUCUUGGGGUCUCUACUUCUUGUUCUACAAUGCAAUCAAAGGGUACACGAAGGGGGGCCGUCAAACUGAACUGAGUGCCAUGGAGCACCUGGUGUCCGCAGCCGAAGCAGGCAUCCUCACGCUCACCCUAACCAACCCAAUCUGGGUGACCAAGACCCGGCUGGUGCUGCAGUACAACGCUGACCCAACCAGCAAACAGUACAAGGGGAUGAUAGAUGCCCUGGUCAAGAUCUACCGCCAUGAGGGAGUGCCUGGACUAUACAAGGGCUAUGUUCCUGGUCUGUUUGGCACAUCCCACGGAGCACUGCAGUUCAUGGCCUAUGAAGAGCUCAAGAGAGGCUACAACAAAUACAAGAAAGUGCCUUCAGAAGCAAAGCUGAAUGCAAUAGAAUAUAUCACAAUGGCAGCAUUAUCCAAAAUAUUUGCUGUGGCCACAACAUACCCGUAUCAGGUGGUGCGAGCCCGCCUGCAAGACCAGCACAAUACGUACAAUGGAGUUAUUGAUGUCGUCAGACGGACAUGGAGGAACGAGGGCGCCAUUGGUUUCUACAAAGGCAUCAUGCCCAACUUGAUUCGUGUCACUCCUGCCUGCUGCAUCACCUUUGUAGUUUAUGAGAAUGUGUCUCGCUUCCUUCUAGGACACAGACAAUGAGGCUUAAAAGCAUGGCGUGGGCAAAGACUCUGAGCUCACACUGACAUUUUUCAGACACACAGAGGGAAAAGCAUCAGACUGAAGCCGAACUCUGCUCAGUGUUCAUGUAAAUGUGCUGGUGUGAGAAGCGGUCAUGUACACUGCAAAUGUCAUGACAAACUGAGCCAUGGAAUGAACGGUGGAUCUUUCUAAAUGCAAAGUGUAGUUUUGUAAAAUGUGAUGGCGAGGAUGGCGUAUGUCACUGAUUCAGAUGAGUGACGCUAAAACCAAUGGGGGAAAAAGUAUGUUGCACUACAUGCCUAAGGACAUGCUGCUGUGAUGUUUGUCUUUCUUUCUUUUUUAUGAUGCAUAAGUCAGCAUUUAAAGCGUGUAUCAGAGAUUACAAAAUCCUCAAUAGUUAGGUUUACAUUUGAUGUUUUCUGGCAGCAGAAAGGAAUAUAGGUUGUUAACAUGAAAAGCUGGUUAUCAACAGCAAAUUAAAGAUCGCCUCAGGCUUCCAGUUGCAUGUAUGUGUAAUAUUAGUCUGUAUAAUAUAAAUUAUUUCUUUAUGGCAACAGACUGGAGAUGAUUUUCGUUCCAAAUACGCAGAGACAUUUAUCCCACAGUUCAUACUUUUGUUCAGAUUAUCUUUCCUGGCGACAAAUUGUACCCGCAUUGCUUCAUAACAUUUUAUUAUAAAAUCCAAACUGCUUUA